UUAAUUUCCAACAGGCGUUGUGUUGCAGCAGAAAAUCUGACAGUGACUUAUAUGGAGUUGUGUGAGCAGCUGGGACUAUGAUGAACUUCCUGUCUAAAUAUGCAUGCGUCUUCUACCUGCUGGUCCUGCUCACCCUCCUGUUCCAUAACUUUAUCACCUUGGAUGUGAAGUGGAAAAGUGAUCUUCACCCAAAACAAGUACAACUUUGCUUCCAAUCUACUGCAGCUGCCAACAGCACGUUGGAGCAGUACAACAUCACCUCAGAAGGCUUAUCUCAUUUGGAACCAAAGCAAAGCUUCUGUAGCCACCUAGGCCAGGAGCCAUCACCUGAGGAGGCUUUAAAGGAGCGUAACCUCCUGGAGUCCAUUUCAUGGUCAGAGCCUCCGCAGCAGCCCACACCAACACCUAUUGAAGAAACCAGCGAUCCUGCACACAGCCAUUUUGUUUUCGUGCCAGCAGAGGGUGGGAAAGACCGAUACGUGGGGGCCCAGCUUGAGGCUCGGGUCUUUUUGAAAGAUUUCAACGGGCGUCCGAAGAGCUACGGUGGGGACUUCCUGCUGGCUCGGCUGCAAUCCCCAGAGUUGGGGGCGGGCGUUGCAGGACAGGUGAUAGACCACAACAAUGGCUCCUACUCUGCCAUUUUUCCAUUGCUGUGGGAGGGGACUGUACGGGUGGAAGUGACACUGGUCCACCCUAGCGAGGCAAUUACAGUUUUACGGCGCUUACGGGAGGAACGGCCAGACAGGGUGCUUUACAAGAGCAUGUUCCGUUCUGGAUUAGUGUCUGAAACCACCAUGUGUAACCUAUGCCUGCCAACCAGCCAGCAGCCAGUAUGUAAUUACACAGACAUCCUCACAGGGGAACCCUGGUACUGUUACAAGCCCAAACAAGACCUGAGCUGUGACAAUAGAAUUAACCACUUCAGGGCAGGCUACCAGAAUAAUCUAAUAACUGACAAAGAAACACUUCUCUUUCAGAGAAGUAACCUCAAAGCACGUAUUUAUGCCACGGGGUCUGACACGGUCACUGUACUCUCUGCGAAGCAAGAGAAACUGGGGGACAACCGCACCAGCGAAAAGGAGGCAACUGUAAUGACCACUCUUUCUGGUUAUUACUUCAAGUGGUCAUGGCGGUCGCUGGGUGGUGCUGCGAUUCGAGAGUACAACGACCCUGCUGACAUUAAUCAGUGUCUGAAGGGCAAGGUGGUAAACAUGUACGGAGACUCCACCGUCAGACAGUACUACGAGUUCCUAACCAGCAUCUUGCCAGAGCUGAAGGAGUUCAACCUUGGAAGUCCAGUGCAAGCAGGGCCCUUCAUGGCAGUGGACAUGGCUCACAACAUCAUGCUGAACUACCGCAGCCACGGUCCGCCCAUCUCCUACCUGCCUCUCAGUGUCACUCAGCUGCGCUACGUAGCUAACGAGCUGGACGGCCUGGUCGGCGGCUCAAACACAGUUGUCAUCAUCAGCGUCUGGGCCCAUUUCACCACCUUCCCCGUGGAGGUCUACAUUCGCCGACUACGCCACAUUCAGAGGGCGGUGGUGCGGCUUCUGGAACGGGCUCCGGAGACCACGGUCGUGGUGCGUUCCGCUAACCUCCGCAGCCAAAGCCUACAGGAAAGCCUUGUCGUCAGCGACUGGUUCGCAGCGCAGCUGGACAGGGUGCUCAGGGCCAUGUUCCAGGGGGUGGACGUCUUGCUGUUGGAUGCCUGGGAGAUGACCCUUGCCCACCAUCUUCCUCAUAAUAUACACCCAUCUACCCCUAUAAUCAAGAACAUGAUAAACACCAUUCUCUCUCACGUCUGCCCGGAGAAGAACUAGUAAAGAGUGACAUUUUUUCUGGAAUAUUGACAAAAUAACUGAGGAGUUAUGUCUUUCAGAUAUUAAAUAUGUAAAUGUUGAUUACAAAAUAUUAUAGUUGGAUUGCAGUCUAUGCUAUUUAUACACAAACCAUAUUAGUUAUAAAUAGUGAUUGUGUAAUCUGAAAGCUGGUAAAAGCCACACACUGGAGAAAUGCUAAUGUUUUUGGUUUGUCUUGGGAUAUUAGGGAUUUUGUCUAAUUGUCUGUCUCAGGAAUGUUAGGAUUCAUAAAGCAAAGCAUUGCAAAUUCAUAAAGAAUUAUUAAAUACUUAAAUAACUUUUGGGCGUGGAUGACCAAAGAAUGCUU
This is a messenger RNA of Esox lucius (northern pike), 2166 nucleotides long. Its product is annotated as NXPE family member 3-like. The record is from RefSeq and is a predicted model, not a curated record. The coding region runs from base 78 to 1820 and encodes 580 amino acids. The transcript has 5 exons. Lineage: Eukaryota; Metazoa; Chordata; Actinopteri; Esociformes; Esocidae.